This is a messenger RNA of Manis javanica (Malayan pangolin), 8898 nucleotides long. RefSeq names its product gamma-aminobutyric acid type A receptor subunit alpha2 (gene GABRA2). Gene Ontology annotation, cellular component: membrane. Gene Ontology annotation, biological process: gamma-aminobutyric acid signaling pathway; monoatomic ion transmembrane transport; chloride transport. The record is from RefSeq and is a predicted model, not a curated record. Gene Ontology annotation, molecular function: GABA-A receptor activity; extracellular ligand-gated monoatomic ion channel activity. NCBI's taxonomy places the organism in Eukaryota, Metazoa, Chordata, Mammalia, Pholidota, Manidae.
UCCCUCUUUACCUCUCCUCGGCAGCCACCUCGCUCCGGUGUCGGGGGGUUCGGGGGGCUGAAGGCAGAGCGAGGCGCCGGGGAUCUAGGACCGCACAGACGUGCUGCCUCCCGGCUCCGCGCCAGCACCCACCGGCCGCACCCCCGCCAGGAGCCUCGGGGCCUCCGGCGGUCCCGGUGGACGGCCGCGGGAAGCAGCCCCAGGUGGCGCGUGGGCUCCGCUCCUGGGCGCGGCGCGGGCGCGGGGAGCGGCGCUCGGGGCGCACACGGGCUCUCACGCCGCCCGGUGCCCGGCGUGAGCUGGGCCGCUGCAGGUGCCCGGCGGGCGCCCACCGGGGUCGGGACGGGGCGGGGGUCCCGCGUUCCCGUGAACCUCGGCAGCGCUCCUCCCGGGCCUGGCUCCUCCUCCUCCUCCUCCAGGCGCGGGGCUCGCGCCCGCCGCUGCCCGCGCGCCCCGCGCCUCCGUCCGCGUCCGCCUCCCGCGCGCCCUGCCCGCGCUCCCCCCGCGCCUCCUCCCCGCUCCGCCCGCCGCGCCACUACGGACGCCUUCGCCUCCUGCUACUCCUCGCGCCGCCGCCGCCGCCGCCGCUCGCGCUCCCCUCCGGCUCCCUCCGGUGCGCCGCUCCCGGGCCGCUGGGCGGCUGCAGCCGGCCUCUCUGUCUGUCUGUCUGUCUCUCAAGUUUCCUAUCUUCUCAAGAUCUGGGCCGAGGGAGGAGCACCCCCAGCCCUGCUUGCUGUUUCAGCUCUACAAAGAGCGGCAAUGAAGACAAAAUUGCACAUCUACAACGUACAAUUGCUGCUUCUUGUUUUCCUGUUACAGGACCCAGCCAGGUUGGUGCUGGCUAACAUCCAAGAAGAUGAGGCUAAAAAUAACAUUACCAUCUUUACAAGAAUUCUAGACAGACUUCUGGAUGGUUAUGAUAAUCGGCUUAGACCAGGACUGGGAGACAGUAUUACUGAAGUCUUCACUAACAUCUACGUGACCAGUUUUGGCCCUGUCUCAGAUACAGAUAUGGAGUAUACAAUAGAUGUUUUCUUCCGGCAAAAAUGGAAAGAUGAGCGGUUAAAAUUUAAAGGUCCUAUGAACAUCCUUCGACUUAACAAUUUAAUGGCUAGUAAAAUCUGGACUCCAGAUACCUUCUUUCACAAUGGGAAAAAAUCAGUUGCUCAUAAUAUGACAAUGCCAAAUAAGCUUCUUCGAAUCCAGGAUGAUGGGACUCUGCUGUACACAAUGAGGCUUACAGUUCAAGCUGAAUGUCCAAUGCACUUGGAGGAUUUUCCAAUGGAUGCUCAUUCAUGUCCUCUGAAAUUUGGCAGCUAUGCAUAUACAACUUCAGAGGUCACUUAUAUUUGGACUUACAAUGCAUCUGAUUCAGUACAAGUUGCACCUGAUGGCUCUAGGUUAAAUCAGUAUGAUCUGCUGGGCCAAUCUAUUGGGAAGGAGACAAUUAAAUCUAGCACAGGUGAAUAUACUGUAAUGACAGCUCAUUUCCACUUGAAAAGAAAAAUUGGGUAUUUUGUGAUUCAGACAUAUCUGCCUUGCAUCAUGACUGUCAUUCUCUCCCAAGUGUCAUUCUGGCUUAACAGAGAAUCUGUGCCUGCAAGAACUGUAUUUGGAGUGACAACAGUUUUGACAAUGACAACUCUAAGCAUAAGUGCCCGGAAUUCUCUUCCCAAAGUGGCUUAUGCAACAGCCAUGGACUGGUUUAUCGCUGUGUGUUACGCAUUUGUGUUUUCUGCUCUAAUUGAGUUUGCAACUGUUAAUUACUUCACCAAAAGAGGAUGGGCUUGGGAUGGGAAGAGUGUAGUGAAUGACAAGAAAAAAGAAAAAGCCUCUGUCAUGAUACAGAACAAUGCUUAUGCAGUGGCUGUUGCCAAUUAUGCCCCGAAUCUUUCAAAAGAUCCAGUUCUCUCCACCAUCUCCAAGAGUGCAGCCACGCCGGAACCCAACAAGAGGCCGGAAAACAAGCCAGCUGAUGCCAAGAAAACCUUCAACAGUGUUAGCAAAAUUGACAGAAUGUCUAGAAUAGUUUUCCCAGUUUUGUUUGGUACAUUUAAUUUAGUUUACUGGGCUACGUAUUUAAACAGAGAACCUGUAUUAGGGGUCAGUCCUUGAGUCUAGAUGCAGAUUAUCUUCGGGAUAUAUAGCAACAUUAAACUUGGUUUGUUUUGCUAUGUACAGUCAGACUAAUAACUGCUAAUUUGUGAACCAACAUGUACAGUAUGUAUAUAGCGAUAUAUAGCUUACCAGUAGACCUCUAAUGGAGACACGCAUUUGCUAACUUGUGGAACUGCAGGCAGAAAGCACCCCAUGUCCAAAGAGCCAUUGCCUUUUUAACAGAUUUACCCUAAGGAUUGAUUUAAAGUGGAUUGCAGAGGACCUGAUUUAUUUACUGUUCUAAUAGUGCUGAGAAUGGGGAUCCUAUACCACACUUUACGGAACCUUUUGAUGUAGGUCUUAAGUAGGAGUCUUUUCUACUGUUGCCUAACUAUAAUGUAAGAUAGCACUGUCGUUCCAAGGUGAAUUCUUCUCAAUAACAGAACCACAUAUCUGCAACGUCAUUUAUUUUCCUGAGUGCUCAGAAUCCCUGCUAGUGUAAUUGGAAGCUUAGCACACAUCAGAAGACAAACUAGGUAUCUGAAAUCAACUUUUAAUUACUCUGUAUAUUAUCUAUAGUCAUGCACAUAGUACAGCAUGACAAGCUCAAAUAAUUAUGAGUCCCUCCUGACAGGUUGUUAAUUAUGCCUAGAAUUUAAUAAUUAUCGGAAUGUCAUGGUCAUUACAUUUUUAGUAUCAGUGUUUAUUUGAAAGUAAUAAUUGAAAUCCUACAGAUCAUUUAAAUCAUUGGAAACUACCUGAAAUUUUAAACAAAAGACAUUAAAUAUGUCUUACUAUUCCCAGGUAUGUGUCGUAUUGAAAUUGAUCAGCUAAAUUUUCUUGGUGCUGGAGUCUGGAAAAAGCAUCCAGUUUGACUGCUGUGGAGCAACAUUCAUAUUGGAUUAGAAAUUUGUGCCAAAAACUCCCACCGAUGAGAAUUCAUAGGUGUCACAGCAUAUAGAUGAGCACUUAUAAGAUUCUCUUCUUUCCUGUUUACUGCAAAUUCUGCCUUAAGCUUCUUUUCAUCAGGAUUCAGAAGCCACUAAUUACAAAGGAAAGGGCAAUUCAUUGGCACAUUUUUCUGUCUUGAAAGGAGCUCUUUCAGAUAAGAAAUAAUGUAAAUCUGCUUUUGUAAAUCGCAACUUUAAAUUUUGCCGACUCAAAUUUACAACAGCUUUGUAUACCAGAGAGGUUUUGGUAAGAGUUGAACAUUUUUAAACUGAAAAUUUAAAUCAUCACCAACAGACUAUGGAUUAAUUAGUUCACAUGCACAAACACACACACACACACACACACACACAAUUAGCUAAAUUAGAACACACAAAUGCUAGCUAAAUUAGAAACCACAAUUUUCAAUUUUAUAUAAAUACUAAUUCUUAAUGGGUAAAAUUCAUUUUUCUUUUAAUAUUUAAGAAGUACUCAUUAUGCCCCUGAAAUAUGUUAAUAGAAGUUAAAGACUGUGUCUCAUGCCUAGAUUCAAUGUUUUUGGCAAACUUAAAAUCCUUUGUCUCACAUAUACAUUAGCAGUUAUUAGUUGACUUUUACUAAUAGAUACACCUUUAUGAUGGUGUUUUUGUAGAAACAUAAGUAGUCAAAUAGUAGCAUUUCUUGCAGUUUUGUACAGUAUUUCAGUAUAGUGCAUAAACAGGUACAUUGAAAAAAAUCAAUAAAAGGAGUCUCUUAUGGAAAUAAGCAAAACCACAUCAAAAAUUGCUAUUCCAUUGCCUCCUUUAAAUUUUAUUUUUUUCAUUUUCUUUGAUUCUGUUGUGUGAUUCUAUUAUGUGCUUUGCAUGAUUGUAUUACUACCAAGGUCACAAAUACAUCUUAUUAACAGAAUUUGCCAUGAAGACAGCCUUGACAUUAAAAACUCUCUCUAAAAAGGUAAUCCAUAAUCCUUAAAAUUGUUACAUGAGCCAAUAAAUGUCCUCCUUUAACAACCUUCUAACAACACUUUCUUUGUGAUCCAAAUAAUUUUAAUAUGUGCACUUUAUUCAGAUAUCAAAAUGUAAGUUAUCCUAUUUUCUUACAUGUUUAAAUAUAGCAUAGCUUGUCUGUAUAGUUUAGGAAAGUGUACAACAGUUAAAGUACAUAGUGCUUGAAGCAAGCAAUAAAAAUGCUUUGUAUGGUAUGGUAUGGAUUAUUAGCACACACUGUAAAAUAUCAUUAUUUAAAAAUGAGUUCUGCACUCCCCCUUAUGUCUGACUAUAAGCUAUGAAUGUAUAAAUAUGUACAUAUCAAAACUAAUUGUAAAUAGCAGUUUAUAAAGGGACAAUAGGAAAGACUCAUCUGUACCUUUGGCAAAGGACUGCACCUACACUGAUGGCACCAGUUUCAUUAAAAUUUAUAGCAGACUGAGCAAAAAGCUAUUAUUGUUAUGCUUAUUUUUAGUUACAAUUGUUAAAAUUUUAUUUGAGCUGAUGACAUCCUGACAGUUCAGAUUUUCAAAUAAUGUGGAAAAUAAUAUGGAGCAGGAUUUUUCUGUUAUUUCUCUAACUUCAGUAUAUUUUUUACACACUUCUUAAGCUUUUAAAGUUUAGAUAAAUCGAAGGGAGCUCUUGGUCUUGCUGGAGAGAGGGAGGAUGCUCCAUAGGAAAGGAUUUUAAAUUGUAGAGCUAUAGUCUUUACAAUUUUUCUCUCUUCCAUAAACUACUUUAAAGACACACAAAAAAGAGACAUGGAUUUAUUAAAAUAAGCCUAAUUUUUCAGGAAGCAUAUUUUUAACAGAUUAACAGUGGUUUCUUUGGCCUAUAAUAUUAUGCCUAUUUUACGCAGUUGUACAUUGACAAAGUGUUAUGGUAUGUACAAAAUGUAGAUAAAUCCAUGUACAUAUAUAGAGAUAUAAUCUCAUUAUUAUACAGCUACUGCUUUGAUUCAGCUAGUAUUUAUUCAACAAAUACCUUUCUAACUCUUACUAGGUACCAUGCCAUGAAGAUCAUAUUAAUACCACUCAUUACCACACCCACAGAGUUUAGUUAAAAAUGUAAAGUGCAUCUCAUUCCUAUGAAACUUAACAUCAAAGACUAACUGGAACAUAUAAAUGAAUUUAGCCCUGACAGUUAUUUAAUAAGCUAUGAGAUCACUAGGAUACUAAGAUGGCAGCUGUUUUGCUGUUUUCUCCUAACCAUGUUCCUAUUUGUUUGAAUAUAAAAAUUGUACUAAUAUGAUCAUUUAAUAUUUUUUAACUUUAGUUAUUUAAGUGCCAAUCUUAAGGCUUAGCAGUCUUCAGGGAUUUAUUUUGAAUUUAUCUCAGGUUUGGAUAAGUGAUCCCUUAAGCCACAUUUCAGUUUCUUUUUCUUAAAUAGUUCAUAGUUUAUUUAAAAAGAAUACGGAAGCCAUUACUGUUCUCAGUUUUCUUUGAUAUAUAUAUCAUUUGUUUAUGAUGUAGCUCUUUUUAUAUUACAGGUUGAGAGAACUGAACUCAUAUCAUAGAUAAGAGAGGGACCCCAAAAGUCUAUGGAUUCUGCCAUAACUGUAUUCUGGCACUGCCUGUCAUCAUUCCGAUGGAAGGACAGAGAUGUAUACAAGGAAUGUAAAGGCCUGGUCCUUCAGCAUCUAUUAAGAUUUUUUUUCAUGUGCUUCUCCAAAAAAAAAUUUAUUUUUCCUUUAAAUAAGAUCUCAUAGGCAUCUUGGGCUUCCCUUUUAUUAAUCCAAAGUAUAGACAGGCACACGUAAAGUGAAGAGAGGUAUCAUAUUUUUAACAUCUGCAUUUGGGGGAACAGGGAGACCAUAUCAAAAUCACUCAUAACAGUGUAAUCAAGACAAAUUAUGAUGUGUUUUCUCUUGAAUUCCCACUUUAAAAAUAAAAUUCUAUAGUUUCCAUAAUUGUGUGUUAACAUUUAUAUAAAAGAUACCAAUAUUUUCCAUUCAUAUUUAAGCACUCUUAAUCAAAUUCAAAAAUAAAUUCAGGACCUCAAAAACAGGGAAAGAAAAAUAAAAUUUAAAAAAAACACCUACUGGAAAAAUAAGGCUUGUUGCUAACUAAAACUAGUGAAGUAUUUUCCCUUUUUAACUCCUAAGAAAAGGGUGAAAUAUAUCAUAAGUAUAUACAAACAUAUUUAACAGUCAUGAUUCUAUCAAGGUAAGCAUGAUGAUUAAAAUACUAAAAUAGAUGAAGUGCAUGUGAAGGCCUUUGGGAAAGCUAAUAAUAAAUUAUUCAAAAACUAUUUCUUAUAAGAUUUUGCCUCAUCGUGUUUUUGUUGAAAAUUGUUAAUUAACCAAAGUAUUUAGACCACUGUUUCAACCUUAUUUGGGUUAAAUAUUCUGUUUUUGUCUGUUUAUAUAAAGAACAUUUUCUUAUGUUUGUUAUUAUAUACCCCACUUCAAACUACUCUCUCUGUUGUAGCUCUAAUACAUUACAUCAGUUAAUAUUGCCAGCCGGAAAGAACAGCUACAGGCUCAUGUUUCAUUUAUAGUAAUAUUCCCCAUGAACCUUUAAUAAGGUUUUAGGUUUGAUUAGAAGUGUAUGUAUGUGUGUGUGUAUUGUCCAGGUAUGAAAGAACAUUUUGAGAAAUUCAGACAAAUUUUUGAGCUCUAAACUAUUUAUUAAUGGGUCUAAUCCCAAAUAUAGCUCUUAUAAAACUAGCAUUUAACUUAUUAGUCAAUAGAAUAGUUUUUGUGAAAGAUCCAUAACAAAUUUAUUAAUUGGAAUUUAGUCUUAAGGCAUACUUAUAGUUAGAAGUAGUCUGCUUUAAAGGUGUAAAUAUUUCUCUGAUAUAUUUCUACUUGGCUCUCUUAAGCCAUUAAAUUCAAAAUGAUAUCACAAUUCUGCCUGUAAAGUAGAAGUGAAAAAUCUUUGAAUUCCAAAUUUCUCAAUGGAAAUUUGUGAAAGCCUCCAUUAAAUUAAAUAUCUCAUUGAUCAUAUGCAAGUACAAAGUCAGCUAUAUUCAUUUAUGGCUAGUUUCAUACCUUUUAAUUGAAACGGUUCUGAAUAUAUUCAUAUAUGGAGCUCCUCACAUGUUUGGCCAGUCUCCUAAGCCCUUCACAGUCCUCACAAAAACUGUAAAUCACUGUGUGAUUCUUGAAGUUCUGAAACUUUAGAAUUUCUAUAUAAUACACCAACACAAUAGUUUAACACAUAUUUUAAGCAAAAAACACCCCAAAAAACUCUAUUUUUCAUUGCUUUAAUUCAAAUUUAUAUUCAUACCUUUUGGGGAGCAUUAAUCCGUUAAGGCCACUAUCUGCUUUUCUAUAUGAAAAAACAAGCAAACAAGCAACACUAAUCUGUACGGCAACCAAGAAUUUAUUUUUGUGAAACUAGCUAUUCACUGAAAUUGGUUAUAACAGUUUCUAAGAAUACACUGUGUUUUUCUUUUUUGAUCUAUAGAUGAUAAUGUAUUAAAAAUGCUUGAAGUUGAUUAAGCAUUCAAAGGUAAUACACACUCUUGCCCUCUGUUUUCUCAUUUUUUUAAAUUUUGCUAGUUUGUUAGGAGUUGGAGAGGCUUUGUUUUCAUUUGGAUAUUUUUGAUUUCAUGAUAUUUAAACCCAUUGGACUCCAAGGAUUAUGAUGUAUUAAAUUAAUCAGCUUGUUAUAAAUUACUCUUUGUAGAAGCUUAACCUGACCCCAAAUAAAUACCAGUGUUGGGACUGUAAGGGUUGAAUUAGCUUAGCUGGUGUGAAAAUUUCAGUUUUUCAUGCUUUGUUUUUAAGAUUUACUUUACCAUAACAAGCUGCCAAAUGCAAUCUUAUAUUAGUGGAUAAAUAUCAGUACCUCCAACAAAAUUUAUUUGUGAAAACAAAUGGUAUUAGGAAAGCAAAACAAAGGAGUUAGACACUGAAUUACUUUAGGGAUAUGGCUUACAGAUUUGUUCCCUGUUACUUAUUUUUAAAAUAUUCAAUAUAGGAGUUGAAGCAUUUGGCUGCGCUUUAAACGUGACAGUUUUCCCAAAUUAAAUUUUGCCAUCCAUGGAUAAAUUUGAUUGCUUGUUGAUCAUGGGUACCAGCUCCAUAAUUCAUUUCAAGUUUGCUGGUUUCUCAUUUUUUCAAGGUUCUUCUAAGCAGCACAGGUUUUGGUGUGCUCCAAAGUGAGGAAUAUAACCUUUUAUGAAGUAUUCCCUUUAGAGGUGACAUGCAUGGAAACUUAAAAAAGCUUUAUAUUUAUAGCUAAAUUUGAAAAGAAACAAAAAAGGAAUGCAAUAAUUUCCCCUUGCUACACAUUAAUAAUAAAAUUACGUGCAUGGAGCAUGCAUGGUAAAACCCCAACACUGAACUCUGGAUAUUUUUUUUUAUUAAGUGAAAUUUGAUAUUUUCUGAGUGACAGUAUGCUUGUAUGGUAGGUUUUCUGGUUUGAGAAAAUCAUUUGGGAGAUAAUAAUUGUAAUUUGUGACCUUGUUAUAAUUGAGAAAAGUCACUAUUUUUCAUGUAUGUAAGAUAAUUUGAACUUUACUGAAUUUGUCAUUAUGCUUGCUGUUUAAAAAAUGUUCCUUAUUAAUCACAUGCAAGUUAAUGCUAAACAUUAUUUUUUUGUACUUAUUAAAAUUAAUUUAAAUAUAUUUGGUCUUAAAAUUGUGGGGUAUUUUUUAUUCAUUACAAGAAUUAAGUUUAUUGUAAAUCUGACUUUAUAUGUUGGGACAUAAUAUUGGUAUUUUGUAAUAGUGAUUUUAGAUUUUGUUAGUUUCUUAAACUUCUUUUUAUGAUAAAAACUUAACAGGGUUUUAGGAAAAGUGUAAAUCUGCCCUGAAAUUUGAGAGGCAGGGUUCAUUAAUUGCUGAUGUAGAUAUAAGAAAGUGGUGCUAUGGAAAAUAUAAGUUCACUGAGAAAAUUGGCUUAUCUUCUAUCAUAAAAAAAUAUUGAACAAAAUAAAUG